Molecule: messenger RNA, 858 nt
Organism: Colletotrichum abscissum
Lineage: Eukaryota; Fungi; Ascomycota; Sordariomycetes; Glomerellales; Glomerellaceae
Product: glycosyl hydrolase family 16
Exons: 2
Coding region: 1-858 (285 amino acids)
Biological process (GO): carbohydrate metabolic process
Molecular function (GO): hydrolase activity, hydrolyzing O-glycosyl compounds
Source: RefSeq, a predicted model, not a curated record
AUGUACUCAAACUCCAUCCUCUCAACCCUCCUCCUCCUCCUCCCAGCCGCCACCCGGGCCUGGGACUCUCCAAACUACUCUGGCCUUACCCGCCUCUGGCAAGAUAGCUUCCCCGGCGCCUCAGGCGACCCGAUUAACGGCGGCAACUGGAACAUCAUCACCAACCUUCACGUCAACAACGAGAUCCAGGAAUACACGACCUCCCGCUCCAACCUCCAAAUCUCAGGCGGCGGCACCGUUCAAAUCGUGCCCCAAAAGGACGGCAACGGCGCCUGGACCUCGGGCCGCAUCGAGUCCCGCUACGUCUUCACCCCCGCCGCCGGCCGCCUCACCGUCGCCGAGGCCCAGAUCCGCUUCGGCGACAACGCCAUCGCCAACAAGAAGGGCAUCUGGCCCGCCUUUUGGAUUCUCGGCGACGCUAUCCGCAACGGCGUCAGCUGGCCUCGUUGCGGCGAGCUCGACAUCCUCGAGACGGUCAACGGGCAGCUGACGGGGUACGGGACCGUCCACUGCGAUAUCCUUCCCGGCGGCGCGUGUAACGAGCCCAACGGUAUCGGCGGUAACAUUGGCAUCCCGGAUCAGGGGUGGCACACUUGGCGUCUGCAGAUCGAUCGUCGGUCUGGCAACUGGCAGACGGAGACGAUUACGUGGUUCCGUGACGGGCAGCAGUUUCAUCAGAUCAGCGGCGCCAGGAUCGGGAGCGAGGGUAUCUGGAACACGUUGGCUCGCGCGCCGUUGUUCUUUAUCUUGAAUGUCGCCGUCGGCGGUAACUGGCCCGGAAACCCGGAUGGCUCUACCAUUGGCGGCUGGGGAAGCAUGAUGGAGACCGCCUAUGUUGCCGUCUACCAGUCCACUUAA